This is a messenger RNA of Mercenaria mercenaria, 3009 nucleotides long. RefSeq lists its product as uncharacterized. Lineage: Eukaryota; Metazoa; Mollusca; Bivalvia; Venerida; Veneridae. The record is from RefSeq and is a predicted model, not a curated record. The transcript has 3 exons. Bases 184 to 1263 code for a protein of 359 amino acids.
UCGAUCAAACAAAGGCAUUGGAUACUGAGACAAAGUCAUCGUUGAGAGCGUGCAGCAGCGUCGGAAAUAUACCUAUAAAACUUAAUAUCGCGUAGCUUUUGCCUUUGUACAUUUGCCAACAAACAACAACUGGACAAGAAGACUCUUUCAAUUGUAAAUGUGUAUAAUAUAGGAUUGAAGAAAAUGAUAUUGAAAACUCUAGUCCAAGCAGUUUUCUGUAUUCAAGUCAUUAGAAUAUCUGCAACAGGAAGAGAUGAAGCUCAAGAAGAAGCGAGGAUGAUAAUAAAUAGCCUGAAGAAAUUGAAAGAUGACGAGUCAGUACCUUUUUCAAAUAUACUACAAAAGUCCCAAAAUAAUUAUCCACAUUAUAUGAACGGCCUUAACAAAGGCAUGAACUCUGACAUGUUCCAGGCAUUGUACAACAACGCCCACACAUAUAAAAAUAUAGCAAAUAUGAAACCCAAACGUGGUUGGGAAGACGUAAGUCUCAUUUGGCGAAAGUCUCCAAAACGUGCAUGGGAGUUUAUCAAUAAAUUAUGGAAGGAUCCGGUAAUCAGAAGGAAAUAUAAAACUUACUUAGAAAAUGGAAAAAGGAGCGAUGAACUGAUGGAAAAUAUUCCGGUGCAACAGAACAAUGUAAAUCCUUUCUGGGUGACAGAUGAAAUAGGGUAUGACGACAUUGAUCUUGACCAUCCCAUCGUUAGAAACGGUGCGGGAGAUAAUGCGUUAUGGCUAGCCAAAUCUUCAAAACGUGGAUGGGAAAUAGUGAAUCCAGGUGAUUGGAAGAAUAUAAGAUCAAACAUUGCUGAUAUUGGCAAAAGGGGAUGGGAAGAGCUUAAUUGGAAGAGAGCCGUCGGUGGUCCAAUUAGAAACAAUCUAGUCCCUCGCAACGGUGAAUUCGGAGAUACAAGUAUGUUCGAUCUAAAUGUGAUAAAAGCCUUACAUGAGAAUACAGGUGUAAACCAGUUAACAAAAUUUCGUCCUGUAAUGCAACCUACCUAUCUUAGUUCCGGUAAAGAUACAGAAUUAAUUAAAAAGAUGAAAAGUAACAUAAGCCUCAUGGACGACGAAAAUGACAUAUUUUCAAAAAACAUCUUAGGAAACCUUUCUCCAAACAAUAUUCAAAAAUAUAACGAAGAGCAUGAUGGAACACAUAAAGUCGAAAGAGGUUAUGAUAUGUCUAAGAGGUCAGCCUUUGAAAACUUGUGUCGCAUGCUCGUGGGAGAUUUAACAAAAUGCAGAGAUGUUCCAUAUUUCGUUUAGAUAUCCAUACAAGCAAACGGAACACGUAGGCUGUAACAUAUUGACAUCUAAACUCUGAAUGAAAUCAGUUGACAUUAAACCACUUUUGGUUCAUAAACAAUUAGGAAUUCAUGCAGGGACUAUCUGAGCAUAAUUUAUCAAUGGACUAUAGUUAAUCAUACAGGCCACGUUUUUAACUUAUAUUUACAUUUCAAAUUUAUUGUACCCUCCGACAACAAAGUUGUAAGGGGGAUAUACUGGUUUCAGGUUGUCUGUCCGUCUGUCCGUAGACUAAAUCUUGUGCGCACCAUCUCUCCUCAUCCCCUUGACACAAUUUAAUGAAACUUCACACAAGUAAUCAGUAACAACAGUAGUUGUGCAUGGGGCAUGUUAGGUUCUUUCAGAAAAAAAAUGCAGAGUUACGGGACUUUGUUUUUUGUUACUAUACUAUAUACAUAGACACAAUCCUGUGCGCACCAUCUCUCCUCAUCCCCUGGACACAAUUUAAUGAAACUUCACACAAGUGAUCAGUAACAACAGUAGUUGUGCAUGGGGCAUGUUAGGUUCUUUCAGCAACAAAAAUUGCAGAGUUAUGGGACUUUGUUUCUUGUUAACAUACUAUGUACAUACAGUCUGCAUAUGCAAUCUUGUGCGCGCCUAAUCUUCCGAACCCUUGCACACAAUUUAAUGAAACUUCACACAAGUGAUCAGUACCAACCCUAGUUGUGCAUGGUGCAUGUUACGUUCUUUUAGAUAAAUAUUCUGCAUAGUUAUGGGACUUUGUUUUUUGUUACGAUACUGUAUACAUGCAGUCUAUAUACAUACAGUCCACAUAAUUAUGCAAUCUUGUGAGCGUCAAAUUGCAGUGUACUUUGUCAGUGCAUGCGGGGGUACAUUCAUCACCAUUAGUGAUAGCUCUAGUUUUGUUUACCAUAUCAUUUGAUAACUUUACAGUCGUUCCUUUGAGGAAAUCUAUGACAAUGGCAGAUUUUACUCCUAAAAAGGAUAUUUUAAAGGAAGAAAUUGUAGUUAUGGUGAAAUAUUUAUUAGACUAGAUGCUGGUCGGUCAAUUAUGCUGUAACAUUAUUUUACUUGUUUCAAAACGUGUCCUUCUGGAGUAUGUAGAGUGUGUGCAUAUGAAAUAUAAAAUCACGAAUGACAGUGAAUUAUUUGGAUAGUUGUGAAGAUAUCUAAACCAGAUAUUCUUUGCAAGCUGUGUACUUCACUGUUUAAUAAAUUUGCUAUAUGUUCUAUAUGAAAUUAUCAAUCUUCUGAGAGCUGUAACACAUAGCCAGGAACAAUCUCCUUGACAAUGCUACUAAAAUGUCAAGUAUAGGUCAACAAUGAAAUAAAAAUAAGAACUGGCUUACAUAAAGCAUGAAAUUGCGACUUUAACUGACAAAAAAUUGAGGAUUUUUUUCUUUCCGCUAUUAUCCGACUAGCCCGGAAGUGCUGCUUGAUUACCUAUUUAGUACUAUUUCACUUUAAGCAAGAAAACAUGUUAGAAAGAAAAUUAAACAAAAUCUACAUGUCCGUAGAAGGUGAAAUUGGCACGAUCUUGAGUAUGCGGUUUGAGACCCGUCUACAAUAUUUUUCCGUUACAGGAUCUUUUUGUUGUGGGCCUACUUUGCGAUGCAUGGCUUUAUGGCUGUGUUUUGGUGCUCUGUGCUACCCUUGUCGUUUAUCUUGAAUAUAAUAUGUUGUACUAGAAUAAUACGACAAAGCAUGAAUAUGAAAACAAUGAAAUAAAAACUAUUUAAAUAUGUA